UUGACAAAGAGAUGAUGCAAAGAAUAAGGGAGAAAUCUAUCCUACAAGCACAAGAAAGUGCAAAAGAAGCUAUGGAAGCAAAAGCUUCGGCGAGGCGGGAAGAUCAAAAAUAUACACUAAAUGUCAUGAUGAAGAUUGAAGAAGAAGAGAGGAAAAGGAUAGAAGAUAUGAAAGAAAAUGAACGGAUAAAAGCAACUAAAGAAUUGGAAACCUGGAAAGAACAUCAAAGAAAAGCUGAAGAACAUAAAAUAAUUCAGAGAGAAGAAAAAUUAUAUCAACAAGAAAAGCAAAUUGAAGAAGGGAGAAAAAAAUUAAAACAUAAAGGUCUUACUAGGAAUUCAGUAUCUAGAAAUCUUGCCACAAAAGGGAGAAAUUCAGAAAUUAUAUUUUUUGAGAAGUUAAAGGAAGACAGUAUUCCUGCUCCUCGCUCUGUCGGCAGUAUUAAAAUCAACUUUACCCCUCGAGUAUUCCCAACUGCUCUCCGGGAAUCACAGGUAGCAGAAGAAGAGGAGUGGCUACAUAAACAAGCAGAGGCACGAAGAGCAAUGAAUACUGACAUUCCUGAACUUUGUGAUUUAAAAGAAGAGGAAAAGAACCCAGAAUGGUUGAAGGACAAAGGAAACAAAUUGUUUGCAACAGAAAACUAUUUGGCAGCUAUUAAUGCAUACAACUUAGCCAUAAGACUAAAUAAUAAGAUUCCACUACUGUAUUUGAAUCGGGCUGCUUGCCAUCUAAAACUGAAAAACUUACACAAGGCCAUAGAAGAUUCUUCUAAGGCACUAGAAUUAUUGACACCACCUGUUGCAGACAAUGCUAAUGCAAGAAUGAAGGCACACGUACGACGUGGAACAGCAUUCUGUCAACUAGAAUUGUAUGUAGAAGGCCUACAGGAUUAUGAAGCUGCCCUUAAGAUUGAUCCAUCCAACAAAAUUGUACAAAAUGAUGCUGAGAGGAUUCGGAAUAUAAUUCAAGGAACAGAACUAAAAUCUUAAUGACGACUAGAAGCAACUAGGUAUUGUACUAGGUAUUGUUCUAAGUUUUACAAAAAUAACUGGAGGCAUUAGGAAUCUGUGCAUAUUAUGGCUGAUUAUACAGAAUCACUUUCUCUUUAGUUCUUUACAGGGAAGAAUAUUAUAAAUCUGUAGAAAAUGAAAUGUUUGAUUUCAGUGGUUUUUGAAUAAGUAAGUCAAAGUAAGAAUAAUCUAUUUUAAUUAUUUGUUUCAUACUAUAACAUAAUUAUAUUUUUUUGUUAUGAAUUCAGCUUGCCCUUAUAACUAACAAAAUAUUUGUUGGUGUGAUUACCAGGAUGCUUACUGAUUCAUUUUUAACAAGGAGAAGUUUAAAAUAAAAGAUUGUAUUUAUAAA
Messenger RNA from Lipotes vexillifer (Yangtze River dolphin), 1365 nucleotides. It is a transcript of the gene DNAAF4, whose product is annotated as dynein axonemal assembly factor 4. Lineage: Eukaryota; Metazoa; Chordata; Mammalia; Artiodactyla; Lipotidae. The record is from RefSeq and is a predicted model, not a curated record. The annotation marks the transcript as partial. Gene Ontology annotation, biological process: heart development; epithelial cilium movement involved in extracellular fluid movement; inner dynein arm assembly. The transcript is spliced from 7 exons. Gene Ontology annotation, molecular function: nuclear estrogen receptor binding.